UGUUGACAGAUCUUUGGAGUGGAGGAAUUGAGUUGUAUUAUUUUAUCCACCCAGCCGGUGUUUUGGUCAUCAGAUACCCAAAAUGUGGCGGCGUGUGAAGGUUUAAAACAGCACACGAGUCCCUGGGCGGAACGUUGACCCGACAGUAACGUUGUUGGAUCCAGGGGGUUGGGAUCCCACUGGUGUCUGUAGCCGACGGUGAGAACUACCAUGCUGUGCUGGGGAAAUGCUUCCUAUGGACAGUUGGGCUUGGGUGGGAUUGAUGAAGAAAUUGUGGUUGAACCACGAAAAUGUGAAUUCUUUCAUGGGAAACAAGUGAGCGAUGUUGGGUGCGGCCGCAGGCACACGGCCUUCUUGCUGGAGGACGGGGCUGUAUACACAUGUGGCUGCAACGACCUGGGGCAGCUGGGACACGAGAAGUCCAGAAAGAAACCAGAACAGGUAGUGGCCUUAGAUGCACAGAUCAUUGUGGCGGUGUCGUGUGGGGAGGCCCAUACGAUGGCCCUGAAUGAUAAGGGGCAGGUCUUCUCCUGGGGUCUCGGCUCAGAUGGACAGCUGGGCUUAAAUAACUUUGAAGAAUGUGUUCGCGUGCCCAGGAACAUCAAGAGUUUGUCGGACGUACAAAUCGCUCAGGUAACCUGUGGGUACAGGCACUCUCUUUCCCUCUCAAGAGGGGGCCAAGUAUUCUCCUGGGGCCAGAAUCGAUAUGGUCAGCUUGGGCUGGGAAAAAACGGACAAAGCAUUUCCACACCUCAGAUCAUUCAGUCUCUGCAGGGCAUUCCUUUUGCUCAAAUAUCAGCAGGUGGUGCUCACAGCUUCGCCCUGACUCCCUCAGGAGCCGUUUUUGGUUGGGGGUGCAACAAGUUUGGCCAGCUGGGCGUCAAUGAUACUAAUGAUCGGUGUUUCCCAACCCUCCUGAAGUCCCUGCGAUCACAGCGGGUGAUUUACGUCUCCUGUGGAGAGGAUCACACCGCAGCACUCACCAAAGAAGGAGGCGUGUUCACAUUUGGAGCAGGAGGGUAUGGACAACUCGGGCAUAACGCGACAAACCACGAAAUCAACCCCAGGAAGGUGUUUGAGCUCAUGGGAAACAUUGUCACACAGAUAGCAUGUGGAAGGCAGCACACCCUGGCUUUCACACCGUCCUCUGGAAAGAUGGAUUCAUUUGGGCUCGGAGGUAACGGGCAGCUCGGUACACGCUCCACGUGCAACAGGAAAAGCCCUGCCCUGGUCAAAGGCCCCUGGGCAGCUGCUGGCGCUCCCAUGGAGUCAGACCUGGAGGAGAACUGUUUUGUCAAAAGGAUUUACGCCGGAGGGGAUCAGAGCUUUGCCCCCUACUGCACCGCCAGUAAUCUCCAGAACUCUGAUUAUGCGAGGAUACAAGACCUCCAAAGAAAGAUAUGCACCUUGAAUGAGGACAUUAUCCAGAAAUGGCUGAGCAUCUCCCCAGGAAGACUCCCACCUGAAAUCUCCAAGGAGAUUGAUCUUCUGUUCUCCUCAGCAAGCUGCCUCAACGCGUCCUUCCUGUCGACAAGUCAUCCAGAUCAUUACAGCACGAGCAGCAAAUGUUCAGGAGUGGAUAUGAACACGGCUCGCGUCCUGUUCCACCGAGUAAUUCAGCAAGAACGCCCGGAGAUCACUCAGCAGGUUGCUGCUAGUCUGGAGAAGAACCUGAUCCCUCGGCUCAGCAACUCUCCCCCCGAUAUCGAAGCCCUCAGACUCUACCUCACUCUUCCUGAAUGCCCGCUCUUCACCGACCGCAACAAUUACGUGACCAUCACUAUCCCAUUUGCCAAAUGUGUUGUGUGUCUAAAAGAGGUUCCAUUCAGAGUGCUAGGAAACUGGUGGUCAACGUUUGAGCCCCAGCUGUUCCAGCGGCUCGUCGACACAUACAAAGAAGUGGUGGUGUUUCUGCUUCAGAUGCACAAGAUGGGCAUCCCAUCAGUGGAGCAGAGGAUUUUCACCUGCUUCUUGGACACAUGCCUGAAAUUCCUUGAGAUCUUGCACAAGGUGAACGAGCGAGCAGGACAGAUCAUUCAGUACGAUAAAUUCUACAUUCAUGAGUUGGACGACCUGAUAGACAUCAGAAAUGACUACGUCACGUGGAUUCAGAGGCAGAUGUACCCAAUGGGUCAUGACGGCGUAGUGACUCUCUGCAAGUAUCCAUUUGUUUUUGAUGCCCAAGCGAAGACAACUCUGCUUCAGACUGAUGCCGUCAUACAGAUGCAGAUGGCAGUGGAUCAGGCACAGAUGCAAAACUUCAGCUCCAUGUUCAUGCCAGCUGUGGAGUCUGUCAACCCUUGUCUUAUCCUCAUUGUUCGGAGGGAAAAUAUCGUCGGAGACACCAUGGAGGUUCUCAGGAAAUCAAAGAACGUUGACUACAAGAAACCAUUAAAGGUGAUCUUCGUGGGAGAAGAUGCGGUUGAUGCUGGGGGUGUGAGAAAGGAGUUCUUCCUGCUGAUCAUGAAAGAGCUGCUGGAUCCCAAAUAUGGGAUGUUUCGCUACUACGAAGAGUCCAGGCUCAUCUGGUUUUCACACAAGACCUUUGAGGACAUCGACCUGUUCAACCUGAUCGGGGUCAUCUGUGGUCUGGCCAUCUACAACUUCACCAUCGUGGAGCUCAGCUUCCCUUUGGCACUUUACAAGAAGCUUCUGAAGCAGCAGCAGCCGACGCUGGACGACCUGAAGCAGCUCAUGCCCGAUGUGGGAAGGAGUUUGCAACACUUACUGGACUACACAGAAGAUGAUAUUGAGGAAACCUUCUGCCUGAACUUUACAGUCACUGAGGAAAACUAUGGUGCCACAGAGGUUUUGGAGCUGAUACCAAACGGAGAAGACAUCAAUGUCAAUAAAUCAAACAGGCAGGACUUUGUCGAUGCCUAUGUAAACUACAUUUUCAACUCAUCAGUGGCUCCACUGUUUGAGUGCUUCUAUGCAGGCUUCCACAAAGUGUGUGGUGGGAAGGUUUUGGAGCUGUUCCAGCCCAGUGAACUGCAAGCUAUGAUCAUUGGCAACACCAACUACGACUGGACAGAGCUGGAGAAGAGCACUGAAUACAAAGGGGAGUACUGGGCAGACCAUCCGACCAUCAAGCUCUUCUGGGAGGCGUUUCACGAUCUUCCAUUAGAGAAGAAAAAACUGUUUCUCUUGUUCCUCACAGGAAGUGACCGCAUCCCCAUCUUGGGGAUGAAAAGCCUGAAGCUAGUGAUCCAGCCUACGGGUGGCGGGGAGCAUUACUUACCUGUUGCCCACACCUGCUUCAAUCUGCUGGACCUGCCCAAGUACACGAGACUACGAACGCUCCGUGAGAAGCUCUUACAAGCGAUCGAUCACAAUCAAGGCUUCAAUCUCGCCUGAUUGGCUGAGGAAAAGUCCCUGUAUUUAAGCUGCUGAUGGUGACCACAUUCCCACAAGCUUCGUUUUAGACUUUUUAGUUUGAGCUCAACUGUCGGAAUGAGCGCUGGUUGGACGGGAGUCCAUGUGACGCAAAAAUGGUUUAGAUGGUUGUUUCAACUUUCACGUUAAUGUUGAUUUUAACAACUCUUCUUCCAUCACAGCACUGGGAAGCCCUGCGAUGAAUCCAGGGCUCGAUCACACGAUCAUAUGUAUUUUAAGGUACAAUGGAAAAGCAGCAGCAUUAACUUUCUGAGGCUUCAAAUCUAGUUUGCCAUCAAGAGGUUUAAAAACAGGAUGCAAUCCCAACACAGUGAUAUGAAUCAGUUUUUCCAACAGUCAGCCGGACUCUGGAUAGGAGCGUCUGCAUGGCAACUGCCAUCAAACACUGUUUCACAACAUUUUCCAGGAGCUGUGUCCAAUCCAUGUGCAUUAAACCUUUGAGUCUAGAAAAGUAAUGCACGUCAUGUUUCUGGAGGGUUCUGUUGUGACUGAGCAGUGUGAAGCUUGGGCUUUGGAUGCUGAGAUGGUUUUUCUUGGCUGUAUGCCUUAAAUUAUUCACAAAUAAAAACAAAGUACAGCCAUUGAAAUAAAUGUUACUUUUGGGGAAAUGUACCGUUGUGUUUGAGUCCAAGUGUUAUCAUCUGACCUGCAGAUUUUAUAAAAAGGGAAAAACAAAAGCGUUACCGUUAGACUCCAAGUCAGUUCAACAAAUGAUUUCAUGAAUAUUUUCCAGCCUACAGGCCAACUUCAACAUAAUCAAUAAAAUUCACAAGUUCUUACCAUUUACCGUAUUGUCCCGAAUAUAAGACGACCCCGAUUAUAAGACGACCCCUUCUUUUUCAAGACUCAAGUUUGAAGAAAGACUUUUUGAACACCAAAUUCAAUGUUUAUACAGAAAAUAAUUACAGUACAUCUGAAACAAAUGAUUAUAACAAUAUAUUCGAGAGAAAAAGCAUGUUAUUUUGACUAUUUGAAAUCAUUAUCUUGAAGUUUGCAUAGUAACUUUUCCUCAGCUGCCGGUUUACCUGCCGAACUUCCACCCUCUUUUCUCCGAUUGUCGCUAUGUUUCUCCACUUUCUGUUAUCUCGUCUCUUAUUUUCUUCUCUUUUCUUUCUUAUACUAUUUUUUAUUUUUCUUCUUCGUGACAGGGGUUGGCUUUGGCCUGGGGAGUUCAGUUCAGCAUUCGCUUUAAAGAUAUCUGGCGCCAUCUAGCGUUGUGAAUGCGUAUAACGUCUAGACCCCGAAUGUAAGACGACCCCCACUUUUUCAGUCUUAUUUCAAUACAAAAAACACUGUCUUAUAUUCAGGCUAAUACGGUAAAUCUUUUCAUGAGGACAACAACAACCUCAGCUGGCUUUCUCUACAACACCCAACUCAUUAAUGGAGACGGCUCGGAUUAGGUUCACAUUUUAAUGAUAAACUGUACAUGUUAAAGGAUGAGUAGACAUGAUGUUGCAUGUCCUUGAAGGAGGAAAACGAGCUGGUGUUUCACCGUUUGUACAGGGCUUUGUGUUUUCAGUGGGGCAAGUCGUGGUGGAUCAACUUAUAGUGGGAUCCACAGGAGGGACAGCGCUGGGCAUUUCCCUCAUGAAGCCAGAACCAGACGAUAGCAGUGUUGUCUUCCUCACCUGCAUAAACAUUAGUUAUUGGUGACCUGAAGUGCAACGCUCACAAUCAAAAAAGGUGGACAGACGGGCAGGACACAAGAUGACUUACAGAGACAGCCCACCAGCCGCUUGUUUCCGAUGCCGGGCACGAUGUGAGGGUCCUCCUUGGUACCAGCGUAGUGUUUGGGUCUCAGGAUACUGUAGGGAUCCUGUAGCGAGGACACGGACAGGAAUUAGUACACGUGCAGAUUUAGUGUGGGGAAGAAAAGGGGAAAACAAAGGUGUAAAAAAAAUUAAGGAGACAUUUUACAGACAUGAAUAAAUAAAUGUCAACAAACUGAUGAAAACCAUUUGAACUUGUUUUUAUACGUCUGUACACAUUUUUUUUUUAAUAAAUUCAGGAAUACAUUUUUUCCAUUUUA
Messenger RNA from Cololabis saira (Pacific saury), 5425 nucleotides. RefSeq names its product HECT and RLD domain containing E3 ubiquitin protein ligase 4 (gene herc4). The transcript is spliced from 25 exons. The record is from RefSeq and is a predicted model, not a curated record. Gene Ontology annotation, molecular function: ubiquitin-protein transferase activity. Bases 211 to 3357 code for a protein of 1048 amino acids. Lineage: Eukaryota; Metazoa; Chordata; Actinopteri; Beloniformes; Belonidae.